Molecule: messenger RNA, 984 nt
Organism: Drosophila bipectinata
Lineage: Eukaryota; Metazoa; Arthropoda; Insecta; Diptera; Drosophilidae
Product: NIF3-like protein 1
Cellular component (GO): mitochondrion; cytoplasm
Source: RefSeq, a predicted model, not a curated record
GUAUAUUCCAAAUAAAUGAAAAAGAGGAAGAAUUUACAAUCAGCCGGCCUGUGUUAUUAUUCUACCUCUUAAAUUGUUAAAUAAAAAAUAUAGCUUAGUAAAUUCGAGUUUAGGAUUCAAAUGCUAAGAAGGAUGAGCUCCUUUAGUGGUCAGAAGCUAGCGGCAGUGGUCAAGGAGCUGGAGAACUUCGCACCUGCCAAGUUGGCGGAGAAAUGGGACAACGUGGGACUUCUAAUUGAGCCACAUAAGGAAAAGCCCAUAAAAAAAAUACUCCUGACCAACGAUUUGACUGAGCCUGUAAUGGGAGAAGCAUUGGAUAAGAAUAUAGAUCUUAUCAUCAGCUAUCACCCACCGAUAUUCAGGCCUCUGACCAGGAUCACCCAAUCUCAUUGGAAGGAGCGUGUGGUGGCCGCUUGUUUGGCCAAUAAUGUCGCUCUGUAUUCGCCCCAUACUGCCUGGGAUAAAACUUUUGGCGGAGUCAACGAUUGGCUUUCUAAAGCAGUUGCAAUCCAAAGCAUUAGACCCCUGGAACCGGAGUUGGGUGCUCCUCCGGGCACCGGAUCUGGACGAUUUAUCGAAACUGACCAGACCAUUCGUCAGUUGGUAGAGUCCCUCCAAAAACACAUCCAGACCAGUGUGCACCUUGCUUUGGCGGUGAGUCACACACCCGACACCGUAAUUAAGACCGUUGGAAUUUGUGCCGGCUCCGGAGGAUCUCUUCUUAAAGGAUUUGAAGCAGACCUCAUCAUCACUGGCGAGAUGUCUCAUCAUGAGCUUCUGGAGUUCAAUCACAAUGAUACCACCGUGCUUCUUUGCAACCAUAGCAACUCGGAAAGGGGAUUUCUUAAAGAAUUUUCACCCAAACUCAGCGAUCUGUUGAAGGGGGAAUGUGAGAUCCUUGUGUCUGAAAAGGACAAGGACCCCUUAGUCACUGUGACAAAUGCUGAUACUAUUUGUGAUCUUUCCCAGAAAGCUCAACAAUGA